Molecule: messenger RNA, 2680 nt
Organism: Bufo gargarizans (Asiatic toad)
Lineage: Eukaryota; Metazoa; Chordata; Amphibia; Anura; Bufonidae
Gene: CDK8
Product: cyclin dependent kinase 8
Exons: 13
Coding region: 135-1529 (464 amino acids)
Biological process (GO): protein phosphorylation
Cellular component (GO): mediator complex; nucleus
Molecular function (GO): ATP binding; cyclin-dependent protein serine/threonine kinase activity; RNA polymerase II CTD heptapeptide repeat kinase activity
Source: RefSeq, a predicted model, not a curated record
CGUCUGCUGUGUGCGUGAGGGAGGGAGACCGGCUGCUUCUGCUUCGAGCGAGAAGAAGCUUUGAGGGCUGCGGACCGUGAGGCAGCCCCUCCCCGCCCGGGUGCCAGAAUAACGCUACAUGUUCCCAGCUCAAGAUGGACUAUGACUUCAAGGUGAAGCUGACAGGCGAGCGGGAGCGGGUGGAGGACCUGUUUGAAUACGAGGGCUGCAAAGUUGGAAGAGGCACAUACGGUCAUGUGUUCAAAGCCAAGAGAAAAGAUGGGAAAGAUGACCGAGAUUAUGCUCUGAAACAAAUAGAAGGUACUGGAAUUUCUAUGUCUGCAUGCAGAGAGAUUGCUCUUCUACGGGAGCUGAAACACCCGAAUGUUAUUUCUCUACAAAAAGUGUUCCUCUCCCACGCGGAUAGAAAGGUGUAUCUUCUGUUUGAUUUUGCAGAGCACGACCUGUGGCACAUAAUCAAAUUUCACCGAGCGUCUAAAGCCAACAAGAAACCAGUGCAGUUACCUCGAGGAAUGGUGAAGUCACUGCUGUAUCAGAUUCUAGACGGGAUUCACUACCUGCACGCCAACUGGGUGUUGCAUAGAGAUUUGAAACCCGCUAACAUUUUAGUCAUGGGUGAAGGUCCAGAACGAGGACGAGUAAAAAUAGCGGACAUGGGAUUCGCCCGGUUAUUUAAUUCACCUUUAAAGCCUUUAGCUGAUUUAGAUCCUGUAGUUGUUACAUUCUGGUAUCGAGCUCCAGAGCUGCUCCUAGGGGCCCGACAUUAUACCAAAGCUAUUGAUAUAUGGGCUAUCGGAUGUAUAUUUGCAGAGCUUCUAACGUCUGAGCCAAUUUUUCACUGUCGGCAAGAAGACAUAAAGACUAGUAAUCCUUAUCACCACGACCAGCUAGAUAGAAUAUUUAAUGUCAUGGGGUUUCCUGCAGAUAAAGACUGGGAAGACAUCAAGAAAAUGCCUGAGCAUUCUACACUCAUGAAGGAUUUCCGCAGAAAUACUUAUACCAACUGCAGCCUUAUUAAAUACAUGGAGAAGCAUAAAGUGAAACCAGACAGCAAAACAUUCCACUUGCUGCAGAAACUGCUGACAAUGGACCCAAUAAAAAGAAUUUCCUCUGAGCAAGCUAUGCAGGAUCCAUAUUUUUUAGAAGACCCACUUCCUACAUCAGAUGUGUUUGCAGGAUGCCAGAUUCCUUACCCAAAGAGGGAGUUCCUCACUGAAGAGGAGCCUGAAGAUAAAGGGGACAAGAAAAAUCAACAGCAGCAGCAAGGCAAUAAUCAUACUAAUGGCACCGGGCACCCAGGAAACCAAGAUAACAGCCACGCACAAGGGCCACCACUGAAGAAAGUGAGGGUUGUUCCCCCUACCACUACCUCAGGUGGACUCAUCAUGACCUCAGACUAUCAGCGUUCCAAUCCACAUGCUGCCUAUCCAAACCCUGGACCAAGCACAUCACAACCUCAGAGCAGCAUGGGGUAUUCGACUACCUCCCAGCAGCCUCCACAAUACUCCCAUCAGACUCACAGGUACUGAGCUGUACCCAGAGACCAGGAAACGUCAAUGCACUGUUGCUUGGGCUACAGGACUGCGCUUGUAGCCGCCUGCCUGGAGCCUGGCUUUGGAAUGUACUGUACAACCACACCUUCAAAAUGUCCAAAAGCCAAGUUACACAACAUUUCACAGAAUGUAGAUCCCACGCGGAGGUUUCGACUCGAGAGCGAGAGAGAGCGCGCAAAUCUUUAGCACAGUCGAUAUUGUGAAUUUGCUACUUCCAUAGUAUACUUGAAAAUGGUUUAAAUCGACCAAUGCAUUUAUUUCGGUGAUGCUAGCAGUUGAAGCUGUGAAGUAUGCUUGGAACAAACAGUUUUUCGUUAUAGUACGUGGUGAGUUCUUACCGUUAGAAUAUUUUCUGAUCAAUAUUUUUUCUUUUUAAUUAUGAUCUUUACCAUCAUCAUCGCACAAGGCUGGAACGAACCUAUCCAGAUCAUUAUGGUACCUUUUUUAUUUUGCAUUGUAUACUUUUGCGUGAUGAUGUAGAUCCAUCACAGCAAUCAGUAUUUUUAUUUUAUUUUUCCUUACAUUUUAAUUACCAUCAUUAAACCUCUUCAUUUUUCAGUAUCAACCUCCCAAAGAUUAUAACCUGAAUUUUUGAAUAACUUGACUGGUAUUAAAGCUGCUAUACGAUAGUAAAUGUCUGAAACUGAUUUGAAUCCGUUUGCUCCAGCAAACAAGCAAAAAAAAAAAAAAAAAAAAAAGAAUAAUAAUUAAAAAUAAAAAAUAAUAAAAAAAAAUGGUCCUAUUUUAUUUUUUUCCUCUUGAUGUUGCUGACUUGUGAGCAUGCUAUAGAGUUUUUACAAAGCAAAAACAAUGAGCAUGAGAGUUGCUCGUCGUCAGACGCUGCGUCUUUACAGAUCUUUCUAAGCUGGCUUGGUGUAGUGGAUUUCAAAUCGGUUCCUUAUUUUUAUUUGGUCGGCACCUUACUUUAGGGUGGAUAUUGUUACAUCAGAGGACAUGGGUAGGAAAGCCUUAGAAUUUCCCAGGAGAACAGAAGCUGUAACAUGCAAUGUACUGUAUCAAACUAUUUUACAUGAAUGACAAGUAUUCUGACUAAAAGAUGACAAAAAAUAAUUCAACAUUGUUAAGGCAAGGUGUUAAGUAAUAAAUUUAUUUUUCAUAAAACAAAA